CUCUCCCUCCCUCGCUCUCUUCAUGGUCACCACCGUCCUGUGCUGCGUGCUCUCUGACCCCUGGGGAUGCCGAUGCGCGAGCAAGCACCGGCGUCAGCUCAUAUUAGUCCAGGCUUUCCUCACGGUGGCGGCGUUGGCGUGUGUAUUGACCGCUGCGCUCGCUGGUAACAGUUUGCACGCCCACGCCGUUAUUUCCUUGCCGUGGGUGCUGUGGUACGUGGACGAUGACGCAAUUUACGAGUACGAUGUCGGGUCGGUCAAUGCUUCGCAUGCGCCGACGUUCGCGGCUCGGGAAUCGUCAGUCGUGCAGGAGUACAUGGACGUGGACGCAACCAAUAUCUCCGGAAAGUACUCCCUUGGCUUUCGGCGUGCUUGCCUAGACAGGGACGGGCGCGGCACCGGCGAUCGAGCGGACGACAAUGGCUGCUUUACGCACGAUGUGAUGGAGGAUACUUUCUACGCAUUCAACGACAAUCACCACUCCCACCACGCCGCCCACACACUGAGGCUCCUGAAAACACUCCUGGAGGCGUCGUCGGGCCGGAAAGUGAUCAUUCCAGAGCUGCAGGGACCGGAACCCCUGUUUGUCACGCACGCGUACCGCGCACGCGAUGGCACAAACUUUGCGUGCUCGCCGUCCACGACAUCGGCCACAGCGGGCGUCAGCUGGAGCUGGCCUGCCACGACAGCGAACUGCACGCAGGUCUACUCCAAAGAACGGCAUAGCUUCGAGGCGGGGUUUCAAGGUCACCACCUCUACCUCUAUGUGAGGAGGAGUGUGACGGUCCCAGUGAAUGUGACGGUCCCACUGGAAUGGUACUACCCUCCGCAGCGGAUGGAGCUGAGGUACACAAACGACAUCUUGGAUUGCGACGAGGCCUCCGAGACCCUCCGCGUGAUGGCCUUCUGCGUCGCGGCGCUUCUGGUCUCUUGGCUGGCGCUGCAGGCGGUCGGGUACAGACGCGGCACCGCGAGGACCGAUCGCGGCAAGAAGGGUCUGCUGGUCUGGUCGAUGGCGGUGCCUCUGAUCUGGGCGGCGGCCAUCACGAUUCACUACGGCCUCGCGUGCAGCGUCGAAGCGAACUGGCGCGGCGUCAUCGCAACCUCGCUCGGCCCUGGCUUCUACCUCUUCCUCUCCGGUCUCCUCCUCUACGUCCCUUGCCUCGUUAUCGAGCUGAGCAUCCCUGCGGGCCGCUGGGCCAUCAUCGGCGACCUCAAGGCCCCGCCGUCGGAGGCGGCAGAACAAUUUCGCCUCCAGAGCCGGGCGCCGGCCCCCGCAGCAGGGGAGUGCCCGCCGCCGCUCCGCCGCCGCUUUGGCGAGUCGGCGCUGCAAGCGUGGUCAGGCCUCGUGCGCCGCUUCGCCACCGCCCUCCCGCCGCUGUCCGCCGACGCCGAGCCGCGCUACUACACCGCGGCGGUGGAGGGGCCGAGGGCGGGCGAGUGCUCGGUGGAGACGUACUCGCUGGCCCAGCUGCGCAGCAUGCGGGGGCGGGGGCACUUGCCCGCCGACCUGCCCGUCUUCCGCGUGGGCAGUGGGGGCGAGUGGACCACCAUCGCGGAGGAGAUCGCGGGGCAGGCCCGUGGCGGCGGCGAGCAGGGAGCAGCGGUGGAGAAGGAGCAGCGCACGCGCGCAGCGAGCAAGAUCGCAGGCAUGAUCCGUGGCUUCCUAGGGCGAAGGCAGGUGCGGGCGCUGCGGGCCGGGUUGCACGAGGUUGCAGCUGCUUCUGGUUCUGCUGUUGCUGCGUCCCUUGGCGGUGCGCCGAUGGCACAUGGGUGGCAGGGAUGAGCACAGAACGUGGUUUGUGGAGCUCCCACACCUGUCCUGACAGAGUCCUGACAGAGUCCUGACAGAGGCCUGACAGAGGCCUGACAGAGUCCCAGGGGCAGGGCUUAACGCGCCCGCUCCUCGUGUCCGGGCAUUUUGUGCGUCAUAUGUGCUCGCACGUGUGUGUGUGAGUGUGACUAUUCGGGACAUUUUUUAUCGCGCGUGUUAGUGCCAGUGCGCGCCAGUCCCGUGCCCAGUAUGUGUGUAUAUGUGCAUGCCCAGUGUCGUGCUUAGGUUAGGUAGGAAGAUGAAGAACAGAAAGAAA
This is a messenger RNA of Emiliania huxleyi CCMP1516, 2090 nucleotides long. RefSeq lists its product as hypothetical. Gene Ontology annotation, molecular function: protein binding. NCBI's taxonomy places the organism in Eukaryota, Haptophyta, Isochrysidales, Noelaerhabdaceae. Bases 23 to 1786 code for a protein of 587 amino acids. The record is from RefSeq and is a predicted model, not a curated record. The transcript has 5 exons.